GUUUUCUAUUUCUCUUUGGGUGCGUUGUUCCCAAAAUUCCAAUUCAAUCCACGAGCUCACUGGGAAACACAACUAACAAAUCUGAGCACAACCAUCUGAGCACGACACUGCAAAAACUGUCUGGUAGACCGACCGGUCAAAAAACGCCUUCUCGAUAGAUAUACACUUGUGUUACCCUUUCUCUCUAUCUUCUCUCUCAUAAAACCCUAAAUAUAUAUUCUCUUUGUUUCUUUCUCUUUGUUUUCUCUCUCCAUGUCUGGAAUUAUACCCAAAGCUGAUUAGCUAACCACCCUUCAAUAUUUCCUAGGAUCGUCACCUUACAUCUCAUCAAGUUGGCAUUUCUUGGGCAGCUUCACGUAUCUUCCUCAAAGUCAUCUACCUUUUCUUUUUCUUUUUCUUUUCAUUUAUUUAUUUUUAUUUUUUAUUUUUUACCUUCUCUAUUUCUCUCUCUCUCUCUCUCUCACUCUCUCAAACACAUACCUGCAGGUCCUUUUAUCUUUUACCUUCUCUUCAUCUCCACUUUUCAGUUGGGAUUUUAAAGGUUUUGAUUAUUAACUUGAAUGAUAAUCAUAUCCUCCUUUCUCUCUUAUUUACUUUACUUUCAAACCCAUAUUAAUUUUAUUUUUCCAUUUUUUUUUUGUAACGAAAAUUCUAUAGAAAAAAAAUAGAAAAAAAAAAAAAAAGAGUUAGCCAGUAGCAUUGAAGAAAUAGAGAAGGUUUGGUAGUGAUUGUUCGAUCUGAGUUUGCGAACAAUGGAUGCACCGCCGAGUAGUCAUCUCCAAAGCAUGUUACAAGCGGCGGUGCAAUCUGUUCAAUGGACUUACAGUCUCUUCUGGCAAUUCUGUCCACAACAAGGGAUUUUAGUUUGGGCAGAUGGGUAUUACAAUGGAGCAAUCAAGACAAGAAAGACAGUACAACCUAUGGAAGUUACUGCUGAGGAAGCUUCCCUUCAGAGGAGUCAGCAGCUCAGAGAGCUUUACGACUCGCUGUCUGCCGGAGAGACAAACCAACCGGCAAGGCGGCCUUGCGCAUCUUUGUCACCAGAGGACUUAACUGAGUCGGAGUGGUUCUAUUUGAUGUGCGUCUCAUUUUCAUUUCCUCCGGGAAUUGGGUUGCCGGGAAAAGCAUAUACAAGGAGGCAGCAUGUAUGGCUUACGGGUGCAAACGAGGUUGAUAGUAAAAUCUUUUCUAGAGCCAUUCUAGCCAAGAGUGCUCGUAUUCAGACAGUGGUGUGCGUUCCGUUACUAGACGGCGUCGUUGAAUUUGGUACGACAGAAAAGGUUCAAGAGGAUCUUGGGUUCAUUCAACACGUCAAGACCUUCUUCGUGGACCAUCAACACCAACACCCUCCUCCUCCCCCACCCAAACCAGCACUCUCCGAGCACUCCACUUCCAAUCCCGCCACCUCCUCCGACCACCCUCUUUUCCAGUCUCCUCCUCUCCCCGCCAUUUACACCGCAUCCGACCCUCCUGAAAACAGAAACCUAGAAGACGAAGACGAGGAGUUAGGAGAAGAAGAGGAGGAAGACGAGGUCGAAGCAGACUCGGACUCCGAGGCAGAGACAGGACGUGAUAAUGCUCUGACAGUGUCGGCCCAGAACCUUCCGGUUUCUGACUCAGCUGCAGCGGCCGAGCCCAGCGAGUUAAUGCAGCUGGAAAUGUCGGAGGAUAUCCGGUUGGGUUCGCCUGACGACGCAUCCAAUAAUUUGGACUCAGAUUUUCACUUGCUGGCCGUGAGCCAGUCGGGGAACCACCCAGAGGAUCACCAGCGGCGAGCUGACUCCUAUCGAGCCGAGUCGACACGGCGGUGGCCGAUGGUAACGGACACAUUGGAAAGUGGGCUUCAACCACCGCCUUCUUCUGGAGCCCCUCUACUUGACGAAUUCACACAGGACACUCACUACUCGCAAACCGUAUCCAAUAUCCUCCAGAACCAGCCCAGCAGGUGGGGGGACUCAUCGUUGCCGUCCAUCAAUUACGUCACCUGCUCCACCCAAUCGGCAUUUGCCAAGUGGACGUUCCGUUCAGACCACCACGAUGCUCCUACGGAGGUCACUUCCCAGUGGCUUCUGAAAUACAUACUGUUCAGCGUGCCGUUCCUCCACACCAAGUACCGCGACGAGAACUCGCCGAAAUCGAGGGACGCCGACGCCGCCUCUCGCUUCCGCAAAGGCACUCCGCAAGACGAGCUCAGCGCCAACCAUGUCUUGGCCGAACGACGCCGUCGCGAGAAGCUGAACGAGAGGUUCAUCAUGCUCAGGUCCUUAGUUCCCUUCGUCACCAAAAUGGACAAGGCCUCCAUUUUAGGGGACACGAUCGAGUACUUGAAGCAACUCAGGAAGAAGAUUCAGGAUCUCGAGGCGCAUAACCGGCAGAUGGAGAUCGAUCACCAACGGUCGAGAUCCAGUGAGAUACAGAGGACGAGCAGCAGUGGUAGUUUGAAAGACCAACAGAGGAGCGGGGUCACCGCUGUGGAUCGGGCCCGGGUCGGCCCACCGCCCCCGUCGGAUAAAAGGAAGUUGAGAAUCGUAGAGGGGAGUGGCGGCGGUGCGAAGCCGAAGACGGUGGAGUCGCCGCCUCCGCCAUUAUCGCCGACAUCGACGGCGACGUCGGUACAGGUGUCGAUCAUAGAGUGCGAGGGUUUGUUGGAGCUGCAGUGUCAGUAUAGAGAAGGGUUAUUACUGGAUGUGAUGCAAUUGCUUCGGGACCUACGGAUUGAGACCACUACAGUCCAGUCCUCCUUGAAUAACGGCACCUUCGUAGCUGAACUAAGGGCCAAGGUGAAGGAGAAUUUGAAUGGGAAGAAAACGAGCAUUGUGGAGGUGAAGAGAGCAAUAAAUCAAAUAAUACCCCAUACUGACACGUUAUAGGAUUACGGAAUAAGAAUAUUUAUAUAUAUAUAUAUAUAUUUUUUUUUUUCUGAGUUUAGGGGAAUCAAUCCAAUAUAUGACUAAUUAAGCAACUAACUCGCGUACAAAUUGUAGUUUUAUCUCUCUGAUUGUGGUUCUGACAAAAUAAAUGUCAAUAACAUGUUCCUGUAUUAAAGUUUGAACGAAAUGCAACAAGUUAUGAGCUGAAAUAUUAUAACAAAAGCCCAUACACUUUCUUCCAUAUU
Messenger RNA from Ziziphus jujuba (common jujube), 3115 nucleotides. RefSeq names its product transcription factor BHLH42. The coding region runs from base 753 to 2870 and encodes 705 amino acids. Lineage: Eukaryota; Viridiplantae; Streptophyta; Magnoliopsida; Rosales; Rhamnaceae. The transcript is spliced from 8 exons. Gene Ontology annotation, molecular function: protein dimerization activity. The record is from RefSeq and is a predicted model, not a curated record.